Messenger RNA from Aspergillus puulaauensis, 4266 nucleotides. RefSeq names its product PT repeat family protein. The record is from RefSeq and is a predicted model, not a curated record. Lineage: Eukaryota; Fungi; Ascomycota; Eurotiomycetes; Eurotiales; Aspergillaceae. Bases 1 to 4266 code for a protein of 1421 amino acids. The transcript is spliced from 2 exons.
AUGGCUGCUCCUAUUGGCGAAACCGUCGCUAUCCCCGUUACCAAUGAACAUUUGAAAAAUGAAGCAGGCAUCACAAGCAGCGCUGUCGAUGCCGAGUCCACUGCAGCUCCCACCACUUCCUCGGCGGAAACCGUUGAACAGGAAGUGGCGGAGAAGGCAAAGGAGCUCGCCAAAGACAUCGGAGCCAUACCCGUCGGAUCCGAAAAGGAGGUGACUCCGUUGCAAAAUGGUACACACUCCAGCGAGGAGAAGGAGACCACUACUGCUCAGACACCUGUUGUUGCUUCCGAUGAGGCUGAAUCAAAUGGUGUCACAACCGAUGAACAGCCGUCAGUGGGUGAGGAGAAAGAGGCCUUGAAGGAAGAUAAGCCCUCUGUUGCAGAGCCUGCACCCGAAGCUACAAAAACGGACGAGAAGCCUGAAGAAGUCCCAGCCUCAGCCACCAUAGAGGCCGGGAAGUCGGAUGAGAACGUCGAUGCUCCGGUCGAGGAAGAAGCGUCCACAAAAAUAGCCGACGAGAAGGGGACGCACGAAGCUGAGGGCGAGAAGGUUGCAGACACUGCCGCUACCGAGCCGGAGGAAACGACUCCCAAGGAUGUUGAUACCACUUCUGCUGACCCGGCGCCUAUCGAAACCACAUUUGAGGCCCCGGCUGUCGAGACGGAGGAAUCGACUAGCACGGAAACAUUGAAUGAUGAGGCGACAAAGGAACCUACCGAUGAGCCUACUGAGGAAUCUGUUGUGACGAGUGAGCCGACGGAAGCUGCAGCGGCAACUGAAUCUAUCGCCCAGGAUUCUGCUACGGUUCAGCCUGCUGGCGAGUCGGCAGCCGAACAACUGGUCGAGGAACCAGCCACUUCAAAAGAAUCCGUGGAUGAAACAAAGGCGACAGAACCUGAAGGAGAGGGGGCUGAGACAUCAGCUGUGACUUCUACAGAAUCUGAGGAAACGCCUACGGCCGAAGAACCGGUCAAAGAGUCAACUCCGGCAGUAGAGGCUGUUUCGGAACCUGAAAAGGAAGCCCCGACUUCAGAACCAUUAGCAAAGAGCACAUUUGCAGAGGAUGAAGUGCCAGCAACUGAAAAGGAACCCCUCACUGAGCAGCAAACUUCCGAACCCACUGUUGAGAGGCCUUACACGGAGGAAACAAGCAAGGAGCCGACGGCCGAAGGGUCCCUAGCUGAGGAAAAGCCUGUGGCUGACUCACCAACGGAAGUUGGAGAUGAAACUAAGAUGGACAAUUCGGCAGCUGACACUGAAACUGUAGAGCCCGUCAAGACUACCACAGCCGAUGAGCCAACUCCAGCCGCAACCACUGAAACGGAAACGGCAGUUGAGGAGCCUAAGCUAGAAGAGCCCGUAGCUACUACUGAGGCUGCUGAUCCGGCUGAGGUGGAAGAAUCCACGGCCGUUCCUGAGGAUGUUGACUCAACAAAGGAGAUCAUAACAGAACAAGCAGCCGAAGGGUCCACAGAAAGCCAAACAGGAGCCGAUGAACUGGCCGCUGAGGUGCCUGCCGCGAAUACAGCAGCAGAGACCCUAGAAACCGCCAAGGAAUCUUCCACUGAGGAACCCGCUGCGGUUGUGCCUGUUGAAGAGCAGGUUAAAGAGCCUACGGCCGAAGAAUCCAAGGCCGAGGAACCUGCUGUUGUGGAAGAGACUAAGGCUGAGGAACCUGCUGUUGUGAAAGAGACCAAGGCUGAGGAACCUGCUGUUGUGGAAGAGACCAAGGCCGAGGAACCUGCUGUUGUGGAGGAGCCCACGACUGAGGAACCCAAGGCUGAGGAACCCAAGGUUGAGGAACCUGCUGUUGUGGAGGAGCCCACGACUGAGGAACCCAAGGCUGAGGAACCCAAGGCUGAGGCUCCUGCUGUUGUGGAGGAACCCACGAUUAAGGAACCUGCCGUUGUGGAGGAGACCAAGGCCGAGGAACCCAAGGCUGAGGAACCCAAGGCUGAGGCUCCUGCUGUUGUGGAGGAACCCACGAUUAAGGAACCUGCCGUUGUGGAGGAGACCAAGGCCGAGGAACCCGCUGUUGGGGUUGUAACUGUUGAAGAGCAGGUUGAGACUGUAGUUGAGGAACCCAAGGCUGAGGAGCAGCCGCCCACUGAGGAGUCCAAGGCCGAAGAGUCGGUUGAGGAUAUUGCAGCUGUCGAUGCUCCGGCAGAGACAGCCACCCCAGCAAAUGCGGGCCCGUCUGAAGAAUCCGAAAAGCAAACAGACACCGAAGAGCCUAAGCCGGAAGAAACAGUUGGUGAGUCGGCCAGCGAGCCCGCGAAGGGAGCUGCGACUGAGGAACCCAAGGUGGAGGCAACGGAAGUCGCUGUUGAACCUGCUGCGGAAACUAUUACGGAAGCUGCGACUGAGGAACCAAAAGAUGAGGAAGCUGUACCCGCUGUUGAGUCUGGUGAAGAUCUAGCCAAUGAAGCAGCAACCCCUCAGGCACCUGCCGAGGCUGUUCCAGAACAGGAGACUGUGACUGAGCAAAAAUUAGCUGCAAGUGAGGAUACACCGGUUGACAAAACAAUAAUUGAAAAGUCAGCUGAAGAGGUGACACCUGAUGAUGCGGCGGCGGCGGCGGAAGUGCCUGCCACCGAGGAAGCAUCAGUAGAUGCCCCUUCGACAGAGGUACCUGAGGAGCCCGCAAUCAAAGAGUCCACAGGCGCCCCUGUUGAAGAAAGGCCCGCGCCCGCUACUGCUGAGCCCUUGGAAGAGCCAGCAACGGAAACGCCAGCUGAAGUGUCCCCUGCAGAGCCGGAGGCCGCGGCGGCUGAGGAUCCUACCAAGAUUAUCGCCGAAGAGCAACCUGCCACAGAGGUUGACACUUCUAAGACAGCAGCGGCCGAAGAGUCCACCGAGACACCUAUCCAGGUCACAUCCACAGAAGAUCAAGCAGUGCCAAUUACUGCCACUGAAGAUCCCACUAAGGAAAAUGAAACUGGGGACCCUGUGGAAGAAGCUACUCAGCCAGAACCUGUUAAGGAGCUCGAAACGGAGAAGGCCACUGAAACUGUUGCUCCUGCAGCUGAACCAGAAACUUCCAAGGAGCCUGAAACCGAAACUGUUGCCCCUGAAGAGUCGGCCAGCAAAGAGCCAACUGAAGAUGAUUCCGCCAACGUUGAGUCUGCACCAGCGCAAAGUUCGACGCAGGACCCGGUGCCUGAGACCCUAGAUGAUGUUACAACUACGGAAGAAACUCACAACGCAAAGACCGAGGUUGUUGAGGAGCCAGCAAAGGAGGUAGCGGCCGCAGACCAAGCCUCCUCCGAAAUAGCUCAUGAAGAGCCGUUGAAGGAAGAGCCCACUGUACAGACAGCCGUUGCGAACACAGCUGCUGUCGAAGAACAAGAAACUGCCACUCUGAACGUCGAAACUGUCGAUCCCGUUGCAGACGAAACCGCGCAACCCUCCGAGCAGGCUUAUCAGAAAGGCGCCACCGAAAUCCUCGAGGAAAAGCCCAGUGCUUCUGAACCCGCCGUUGCUAAAGACCCCGAAACAAAUCCCGAAGCAACAGUCGAAUCCGAGGCCGAGGAGGUCCAGGUCCAACCCGCCCAGCCCGCCGAUAACGUGGCAGCCCAAGAAGAAGUUCCAGAGCCGCCUGAAGCCCAGGACCCCACAGCUGCUAAGGAAGAGGAAGAGUCCAAGGAUAAGGACAGUCUUUUGACUCCUGAAGUUAUCGCUGGGGGUGCUGCAGUUGCUGCUGCAGGUGCCGUUGCCGCCGGAGCAGCUGUCGUGGCGCACAAGGAAGAACCUGAAUCCACUCCAGUAAAAGAGAGCGAUGUGAAGACAAGUGAUUCGCUUGCUGUCCCCCCUCAAGUUCAGCCCUCCGCCAACAAAGAACCGGCAGAUACAUCCAAGGCACCAGCGACACCAGAACCCGCAGCCGACCCUGCGCUAGCUGCGCUUGCUGGCGAUGGCGAGGCCCUUCUGAGGAAGCUUGAACUGCCAUCCACCGAGCAACUCCCUGUUUCUACAGAAAAUGCUCCCAAAGACCCCAAGAAAACGAACCAAGAAAACGAGACAUCCACUGCCGUAGAGAGUGGCCCCUCCGCGAGCCUUCAACCACCCUCAACUACGGAAGGCACUACGGACAAUGUAGACAGUAAGGCAAUUGAUUCACGAUCUCCAAGUCAGAACCGGUCAGUCACUGCUGUUUCUCUUAAUAACAAGAACGACAGCUGGUUGAAGAGUAUCCUGCGUGCCGUGUUUGUCAAUUUCCUUGGUUCCAUUUUUGCACCCUUCCGCCGCCGUGGAAGGGCAAACUGA